AUGGAUAUCGUUGGUACGAUCACACGUUUACCAACACUUUUUUUUGGCGCAUCACCGUGUGAUGACAGUUUUGCUGAUCGACUUUCAUAUAAAUAUACAGUUUUAAUGCUUGCUCUCUUCGCUAUUCUUGUUACUAGUAAGCAAUUUGGUACUAAACACAUACAAUGUUGGGUUCCUGCACAGUUUACGAAAAACUACGAGGAAUAUGUUAAUGAUAUAUGUUGGGUGUCUAAUACAUAUUAUAUUCCUCUCGAACAAAAAGUGCCAACACUCGAACAUGAAAGACGUCAAAAUGAACUACGUUAUUAUCAAUGGAUACCAUUUAUAUUAAUUCUUCAAGCAUUUGGUUUUUAUUUCCCACACAUUGUUUGGCGUUCAUUAUCACGUCGUAGUGGUAUUGAUGUUCGUGAUAUAGUGGAUGCUGCUAUUCAUUAUAAAUCUGUUGACGUAGCAACACAAGAUGAUAAACAUAAAAAUGAAUUGAUGGAAUAUAUUGUCGAAGCCAUUGAUAAAUAUGUUGAUGAUCCACGACGACAAGUUGAAGAACGUCGCCAAAGUAUAAGUUUAAAAUAUGUACUCCUGACAAUAUGUAUUUGUUUGGGAAAAUAUUUGGGCAAUUAUUUAAUUAUUGUUUAUUUUACAACCAAAGCAUUGUUUAUAGCCAAUGCUGUCUGUCAAAUAUUUUUAUUAAAUUUAUUUUUGGGACAAGAAUUUCAUCUCUUUGGGAUACAAGUAUUAAAGAGAAUUCUUCAAGGACGAGGUUGGGAUACACAAUCGAGAUAUUUUCCGAAGGUAACAUUAUGUGAUUUUCAAAUUCGAGAAGCUCUUCACCUAAACGGUUCACAUCGGUAUACUGUGCAAUGUGUUCUACCGUUAAAUCUAUUUUCUCAACAAAUUUUUACUUUUAUUUGGUUUUGGUAUAUGAUGGUUUUUAUAGUUUCAAUAUUUGAUGUUAUUGCUUGGGUAACAAGAUUUUUUCCAAGUAAACAGUAUAAUUAUAUAAAACGACGAUUGCAAUUAAUGAAACGUGAUACUGAAUUUAAUAAUUAUCCACCAGAGUUUGUUAAACGCUACUAUAUGGAAUUUAUAUUUGGUUAUCUUGAGCCAGAUGGUGUACUUAUGCUUCGUUUGUUGUCAUCGAAUACAAGUGAUUUUGUUUGUACUGAAGUUAUCAAUCAAUUAUGGCAAAGAUUCUAUAAGAGAGAUCCAAAACGAACAAAACGAAAUCGUAAACCUGAAUCAAAUAGUGAACAAGUAGCACAGGAGCGUAAACAGCAAAUAGCAAAAACGGCCGAGACUCAUGAUUCAAUUCGAUGUCGAAGUUUAAAAGCUACGUCCAUCCCAACUCAAACAAAUAAUGGUCAUGAUGUAUUAAUACGAAGUAGAAAAUCUUCUUUUCAACCUCGAGUCGAAGAUAAUGUAUAA
This is a messenger RNA of Rotaria socialis, 1425 nucleotides long. The record is from the annotation of a GenBank genome assembly. NCBI's taxonomy places the organism in Eukaryota, Metazoa, Rotifera, Eurotatoria, Philodinida, Philodinidae.